AGGUGCACUGAUGUUUCUUGUAGGAGGGGAUAUGAUGGUUGUUUGACUAGGAUUUGUUUUCCCCUUCCAGUCAAGAUAGUUGGCUGAAAGUGCAAGACAAAGCUUCGUCUACAAGAAAACUAGUCACCUUCAAAACAUAUAUAUACCCAAUUAACCACUUUGGAUUGUAGAAAUCAACACGUGAAUUCAGAUACCCUUUUCAUCUUUUGGAAAAGCUUCCAUUUUUAGCAAAAGGAUAUCUGGGUCAUUGAAAGAAGACAAUAGCAAACAAGAUGGCUGAGGAGAUAGGAUCAGAUGCCGACGCCAAAGCAAAUGGGCCCACGAGAAACUCAUCAGAAGCAGCCACCAAUGGAAAAUCCAAGGAGGUGCAUGAGCAGAGUGAAUUGCAGAAGAGCAAAGGAAAAGAAGAGAGCAAGAACACCGUCCCAUUCUACAAGCUCUUCUCAUUUGCUGACUCCACUGAUCUUGUGCUGAUGUUGGUGGGCACGGUCGCCGCUGUCGGAAAUGGUCUUGCUUUACCCCUUAUGACCAUCCUCUUUGGAGAUCUGGUGGAUUCUUUCGGACAGUCUACGGACGUUCAGGACGCAGUUCAUAAAGUUUCGAAGGUGUCUCUGAAAUUUGUUUAUUUGGCUAUUGGAUCGGGUUUGGCAGCAUUCUUCCAGGUGUCUUGCUGGAUGGUCACAGGGGAAAGACAGGCUGCACGAAUAAGGAAUUUGUACUUGAAGACGAUACUGAGACAAGAUAUCGCAUUCUUCGAUAAGCAAACAAACACUGGAGAAGUUAUAGGGCGGAUGUCCGGCGAUACUGUCCUUAUACAAGAUGCCAUGGGUGAGAAGGUCGGUAAGUUCAUUCAGCUGAUAUCAACAUUCGUGGGAGGCUUUGUAGUGGCAUUCAUUCAAGGGUGGCUUCUUACCCUUGUUAUGCUAUCGUCUAUUCCUCCUCUUGUGCUCUCUGGUGCUGCCAUGGCCAUCAUGAUAUCAAAGAUGGCGUCCCAUGGACAAACAGCAUAUGCAGAAGCAGGAAUUGUUGUAGAGCAGACGAUAGGUUCCAUCAGAACGGUUGCAUCAUUUACUGGGGAGAAGCAAGCGAUUAAGAAAUACGACAAGUCUCUCAAGAAGGCUUACAAUUCUGGUGUUCAGGAAGGGUUGGCUGCAGGAUUAGGUCUUGGUUCAGCAUUGUUUAUCUUAUUCUGCAGCUAUGCUUUAGCUGUAUGGUUUGGUUCGAGGAUGAUACUGAAUAAAGGCUAUACGGGCGGUGACGUGAUUAAUGUUAUAAUUGCAGUCUUGACUGGCUCUAUGUCUCUAGGCCAGGCAUCUCCUAGUUUGAGUGCAUUUGCAGCAGGUCAAGCUGCAGCAUUCAAGAUGUUAGAGACCAUCAAGAGGAAGCCAGAUAUAGAUGCCUAUAACACCAGUGGAGGGAAACUAGAUGACAUUCAGGGAGACAUUGAAUUAAGAGAUGUUUAUUUCAGUUAUCCGGCUAGACCAGACGAGCAAAUAUUCGCUGGAUUCUCUCUCUCUAUACCGAGCGGUAUGAAUGCAGCUUUGGUUGGGCAGAGCGGAAGCGGGAAGUCGACGGUUAUCAGUCUAAUAGAGAGGUUUUAUGACCCACAAGCUGGGGAAGUCCUUAUAGAUGGUAUAAAUCUCAAGGACUUUCAGCUAAGAUGGAUUAGAGAGAAAAUUGGGCUUGUUAGCCAAGAACCAGUCCUAUUUGCAUCUAGCAUUAAAGAGAACAUAGCAUAUGGCAAGGAAGGUGCAACUGUUGAAGAAAUCAGAGCUGCAAUGGAGCUUGCCAAUGCUGCCAAAUUCAUAGACAAAAUGCCUAAGGGAAUUGAUACUAUGGUUGGUGAGCAUGGGACUCAGCUAUCUGGGGGGCAGAAGCAGAGAAUUGCCAUAGCCAGAGCAAUUCUAAAAAAUCCACGAAUUCUACUCCUAGAUGAAGCAACAAGCGCGCUCGAUGCGGAGUCUGAACGGAUCGUGCAGGAGGCACUCGACAGGAUCAUGGUCAACCGGACCACCGUCAUUGUGGCCCAUCGCUUGACUACAGUGAGAAAUGCUGAUAUGAUUGCCGUGAUUCAUCAAGGAUCAAUUGUUGAGAAAGGUUCUCAUUCGGAGUUACUCAAGAUUCCAGAUGGAGCAUACUGUCAACUCAUACGCUUGCAAGAGAUGAACCAAGGAUCGGAUGACCCAGACAAGCCAGAAUUGUCAUUGGAUGCUGGCCGCCAAUCAAGCCAACAGUUGUCCAUCCGACGAUCCAUAAGCCAUGGAUCAACAGGUGGUUCUGGAAACAGCAGCCGUCGCUCAUUUGGCCUACCUAGAGGAAUCGACAUCCAAGAAAGCUCCACAGCAGAACCUGAUGCCCCACCACCAUCACAGAAGCAACAAGAAGUCUCGCUCCGACGCCUCGCCUCUCUCAACAAGCCAGAGAUUCCAGUUCUGCUGCUUGGCUCCAUUGCUGCAGUUGUCAGUGGUGUAAUAUUUCCAAUUUUCUCAAUACUCAUUUCUAAUAUAAUCCGGACUUUCGAUGAGCCGCCAUCAAAACUCCGGAAGGAUUCCAGGUUCUGGUCAUUGAUGUUCGUCAUCCUUGGCGUGGCAUCGUUAGUGUCUAACCCAGUACAAACGUACUUAUUUUCUGUGGCUGGCUCUCGGUUGAUAAAGAGGAUCCGAGCAAUGUCAUUUGAGAAAGUGACAUACAUGGAGAUUGGUUGGUUUGACAGUCACGAGAACUCGAGUGGUGCAGUUGGUGCAAGGCUGUCAGUUGACGCUGCGACUGUCCGCAGCCUGGUCGGGGACACGUUGGCGCUGAUUGUUCAGAACAUGGCAUCAACUAUUGCUGGAUUGACGAUUGCUUUCCAGGCAAGCUGGCAAUUGGCUCUGAUAAUCUUAGCUUUGUUGCCUCUGAUAGGUGUCAGUGGGUGGGCCCAACUGAAAUUUAUGCAAGGAUUCAGUGCAGAUGCAAAGAAAAUGUACGAGGAAGCAAGUCAAGUUGCAAGUGAUGCUGUUGGGAGUAUAAGAACAGUUGCUUCGUUCUGCGCUGAAGAGAAGGUGAUGGAAUUGUACAAGAGGAAAUGUGAAGGUCCUUUGAAGAAAGGGAUACGACAAGGGUUGGUUAGUGGGAUUGGUUUCGGGGUCUCCUUUUUCUUGCUGUUUUGUGUCUACGCAACCAGUUUCUAUGCUGGAGCACGCCUCGUUGAGGACGGGAAAACAACAUUCACAAAGGUUUUCCGGGUCUUCUUUGCUCUCACUAUGGUGGCAUUUGCAGUCUCUCAGUCAAGCUCCCUGGCACCGGACGCUACCAAAGCUAAGAGUUCUACAGCAUCUAUAUUUGCAAUUCUCGAUCGUAAGUCGAAGAUAGAUGCAAGCGAUGAUUCCGGAAUGACACUAGAAGACGUGAAGGGAGACAUUGAGUUUCAGCAUGUCAGCUUCAAAUAUCCCACAAGACCAGAUGUUCAGAUAUUCCGAGACCUCUGCCUGGCCAUUCGAUCUGGCAAGACGGUCGCUCUAGUCGGAGAAAGUGGGAGUGGCAAAUCGACUGCGAUCUCAUUGUUGCAGAGAUUUUACGACCCUGAUUCAGGUCAAAUUUUCCUGGAUGGAAUUGAAAUUCGGAAGUUUCAGUUGAGGUGGUUAAGACGUCAGAUGGGUCUGGUGAGUCAGGAACCUGUGUUGUUCAAUGACACAAUCCGAGCCAACAUUGCCUAUGGAAAGGAUGGAGAUGCAACCGAAGCUGAGAUUGUAUCUGCAGCAGAGUCAGCGAAUGCUCACAAGUUCGUAAGUAGCCUGCAACAGGGUUACGAGACGUUGGUAGGAGAGCGAGGCGUCCAAUUGUCAGGUGGGCAGAAGCAGCGGGUGGCAAUUGCACGGGCGAUAGUCAAGGAGCCGAAGAUCCUGCUACUAGACGAGGCAACGAGUGCACUGGAUUCGGAGUCAGAACGAGUGGUUCAGGAGGCGCUGGACCGGGUAAUGGUGAACCGAACGACUGUCGUGGUGGCCCACCGGUUGUCAACCAUUAAAGGGGCUGAUCUAAUUGCAGUGGUUAAAAAUGGGGUUAUUGUAGAGAAAGGAAAGCAUGAGGCUUUAUUGAAAAUCACUGAUGGAGCCUAUGCUUCCUUAGUGGCACUUCACAUGAGUGCUUCAUCUUAGUAAAUUUUCAUCCAAUUUUCAAUGUCAUGCAGUAUAUAGUUCUCUGAAGAGUGGUUAAAGAGAAAAAUGAGAGAUUAUCUCUCUUUCCCAAGUUCUCAUUUUCAUAUCAAUAUCCUAUUUUAUAUUUUCCUAGUCACCAAGGGCAUAUUUGGCAGAUGCUUAAAAAUGAGUUAAAAUUCAUUUUAGUUAAUCAUAUU
This is a messenger RNA of Magnolia sinica, 4333 nucleotides long. Its product is annotated as ABC transporter B family member 21-like. Lineage: Eukaryota; Viridiplantae; Streptophyta; Magnoliopsida; Magnoliales; Magnoliaceae. The transcript is spliced from 13 exons. Gene Ontology annotation, biological process: transmembrane transport. Gene Ontology annotation, molecular function: ABC-type transporter activity; ATP hydrolysis activity; ATP binding. The record is from RefSeq and is a predicted model, not a curated record. Gene Ontology annotation, cellular component: membrane. Bases 273 to 4136 code for a protein of 1287 amino acids.